CGUUGUCAAACUAUAGACGCUCGGGAAGUAGCGCCUAUUAAGUCAAAUUCAGUAAUGUAUCAGCGUGAUCAUAGAGAAUCUAUCAUUGGAUAUCGUUCCAUUGCUGUACCAGGAGAAUUACAUGGUUAUUGGUCUGCGUUUACAAAGUUUGGUUCAUCUCGUGUAUCCUGGAAGAGGAUAUUUGAACCGGCUAUAAAACUGGCGAGGGAGGGAUUUCCUGUCUCAUCCAACUUGGCAAUGGUUUUGCAACAGAAAGAAAGUGACAUAAAUGAAGAUGAAGACAUGCGUCGCGUGUUCGUUGACAAGAAAACGGGUCGAGUCUACGAAGAGGGUGAUAUGAUGAAGCGGGAGCGUCUGGCAGAAUUGCUGGUUGAGUUGUCAGAUUCACAAAAUCCUGUUGAAUUGUUUUACAAAGGUGGGAUAGCGCAAACUUUGGCAGCUGAAAUUAGAGACAAUGGAGGAUAUAUUACAGUUGAAGAUUUCGAGCAAUACGAAUCAGUUUUGCAUGAAGCUCCGUUAGAAAGUGAGCUGCUUUCAGAGGAACUGGUUAUGUGUGGCCCACCGCCUCCAUCUUCAUUUGCCAUCACUCAAUCUAUCAUCGGCAUUAUGGCCCACUUUUACCGUAAUGAAGAGGCAAACUUGGACGAUCCACUAGUUUAUCAUCGACUGAUUGAAAUUGAGAAGUUUGCCUAUGCGCAGAGAACAAAACUGGGCAAGCUUGAUUAA
This is a messenger RNA of Meloidogyne enterolobii, 726 nucleotides long. The record is from the annotation of a GenBank genome assembly. Lineage: Eukaryota; Metazoa; Nematoda; Chromadorea; Rhabditida; Meloidogynidae.